AAGGGGCCGUUUCUUCCAUCCGUCCGACCCCGAAGGGGUUCGCGACGCAAUGAUGCCAGCGAGAGGAGAGAUGGCCGGCUGGCCUGAUGGCCGAAGCCGAAGUCGCAGGCGGAUGCAGCCCUGUGGCGGAAAGCUGGAACCUCGAGGCUUGGAAUUGGUGCGCGGCGAGACAGUUGCUGACACAGACGCCAAGAACGUCCUGUUGAGACAUGACAGCGACGAGGUGGAGGGCAAAGCUGACGAGCAAACCUCCACCACGGGUGCCAGAUCGCGAGCCCUACGUCGGAUCCUCACGAAGUUGCCAGAGGAGAGGAGCAAAGAGGAAGUGGAGGAGGUCUUUGUGGCCAUGGAGAAGAUGUCGGAAGCGUUCCUGACCAACCUGGACAAGCCCGUGAAGCGAGCAAUCUGCGAACGCCUUCAAUGGGAGGAAUUCCAAGAGAACGAGCGCGUCUUCGACUUCGGCUCAGUAGGCGACAAGCUCUACAUUAUUUGGAGCGGUCGUGUCCAACUGGAGGUGCCGCGCGAGAAGACGGAAGCCGGUGACGUCCACUUUGUGAAGCAGGCAAAGAUGGAAGCCGGAAAGGUCUUUGGUGAGAUCGCCUUGAUGAGCGACGACUGCAAGAGGAAGGGCCGUUGCACGACCCUCAAGCACACAGAGCUUUGGUCCUUGCACCGGGAUGACUACCGCUGGUCGGUUGGCAUGUCCCAGCAGAACACGGUUCGUGAGCGGGCGGCCUUUCUGAAGUGCGUCGAGGAAGGUUUACUGGAGGACAUGAAAGCAGUGGACCUACAAGCAAUGGCUGGGUCUCUCACAGAGGACGGCUACAUCGGGGAGCACAAGAUCCUUGAGCAGGGCCAGGAAGUGGAUCGUGUGAUCUUCGUGAAGAGCGGCUUCUGCAAGGUGGUGAGACAGCUACACCCCAAGUUCACCGAGACCUUCUGUCGCUACGCCAACUACGGGGAGCCCAUGCCAAACCCCUAUGCCCAGGGAGAGGACGACGGCUUGCGCGUGGGGGAGAAGGGCGUUUGGCCCCGGCGCCGUGCUCCAGGGGACCCCAAGGCGGACGGAAAGGCCUCCGGCGCGGCGGAAGGUCAAGCCAAGGAGGCACUGGGGGUGAAGCUUCACUCCCACCAGGAGCUAAGGAAGCUCUUGCGCCUGGUGCAAGAUGAGGAGAGAGAGGAGAAGCGACCACAGAGGACUGAUACAACCAGUAGCUCCACGGCGGCCUCGCACGAGAGCUGUGACCGCCUGACGGUGGUGGUGGACAUCAUCUCUAAAGGGAGCUCGGUGGGGGUCAUGGAGCUCAUGGAGGGGCUCACCUACCAAUGCACGGUGAUCUCUUCGCCGUUGGCGGAGAUUUACUCCAUCUCCAAGUUUGACUUCAUCAGGAACGUCUCCAGGCCGAUCACCCACCGCCUCUUCUGCAACUACAAGGCUCGUGUCUCUGACAAGCAGCUCAUCAUGCGCUUGGUGCAGAAGUACCGGUGGGAGCACUACAAGCGAGGGCUUCUGGAGGAGAUCCGCAGCUGGCACAGUUCGGCCAGCCGCGGCAUCAUCGAUAGGGAGGAGCCAGUGCCCUUCAUCGGUGCCAGCGCGUUGGGGGACGAGACCUGCAUCCGUGUGGGCAAGGGCGAGAAGCUUUGGGACCGUCGGGCCCAGACUCCGCCCAACGAGGCCUACGACCCCGACCGAGCGGUGAAACAGAUCUUCCACGUGCAAUGUACGCGGGACGAUGAAGGGAAGCCGGUGGUCAAUGUCGAGAGGGAGCAGCGGGACGCCUCCAUGGACGACUUCGAGCGGAAGCUGCUGGAGACCAUGGCCAAUGCCCGGUACCGCGACAAGCUGCGGAGGACCGCAAAUCAAGUUGCGGCAGGCCAAGCCGCGCUGGAGGAUGGCAAGAAGGGGAACAACGUCGCCCAGCAGCAGGAGCUGGAGGAGGCUGCCAAAAAGACCUUGGAAGCCCAGAAGCAGAAGGAGAAAGAGCGCAUCGAGGGCCUGCGCCAGGCGGCGCGUGACAAGGUGAAGCAGGAUCGCGACCGCACUCAGGUCCGAGAUCGACGCACACUCAGAGCAUCGGCAGACUCUGGUUCACAGAGUGCGCGAUCGUCCAGAAUGAGUUCAAAGAGGUCCAACACCCAGAACCUCUCCUUGCCCGCAGUGCGCCAGCAGUCCUAUUCCAGCAGGGCUUCCACUCCCCGGGACUCCAAACAGUCCGCGCGGGCGCGCGCCUCCCGAGCCGCGGAACCGAGGUAGUGCAUAUUUCAGGUGCUGCAAAGUGGCUGCAUCAAGAACCAGCGCGGGCAAUCGCGCGUUAAUGCUUAGGGCCUGUCAGGGGCCGGCUGCUGCGAAUCCGCGGGAAAGCCGUCCGGCGAGCUGACAAGUGAC
Messenger RNA from Effrenium voratum, 2386 nucleotides. The record is from the annotation of a GenBank genome assembly. NCBI's taxonomy places the organism in Eukaryota, Dinophyceae, Suessiales, Symbiodiniaceae.